This is a messenger RNA of Amyelois transitella, 4463 nucleotides long. It is a transcript of the gene nAChRa4, whose product is annotated as acetylcholine receptor subunit alpha-like. Gene Ontology annotation, cellular component: postsynaptic membrane; synapse; neuron projection. Bases 52 to 1773 code for a protein of 573 amino acids. Gene Ontology annotation, biological process: nervous system process; monoatomic ion transmembrane transport; signal transduction. The record is from RefSeq and is a predicted model, not a curated record. Gene Ontology annotation, molecular function: acetylcholine-gated monoatomic cation-selective channel activity; transmembrane signaling receptor activity. The transcript has 10 exons. Lineage: Eukaryota; Metazoa; Arthropoda; Insecta; Lepidoptera; Pyralidae.
CGGGCCCGCCGCAUCCGAGCCUUACGUAACGAUGGCCGAGCCCGCGAGCUGAUGGCCGCGCUCGUCUGGUGGCUGGCGGCCUGCUGCCUGCUGCGCGCCGCCACCGCCGGCAACCCCGACGCCAAGCGCCUCUACGACGACCUCCUCUCCAAUUACAACAAACUCGUGCGGCCCGUCGUCAACACCACCGACGUGCUCCGCGUUUGCAUCAAACUUAAACUUAGUCAACUCAUCGAUGUUAACCUGAAGAAUCAGAUAAUGACGACGAACCUCUGGGUGGAGCAGUCGUGGUACGACUACAAGCUGCGCUGGGAGCCCAAGGAGUACGGCGGGGUGCACAUGCUGCACGUGCCCUCCGACCACAUAUGGAGGCCCGACAUCGUGCUGUACAACAAUGCCGACGGCAACUUCGAGGUAACGUUGGCGACCAAGGCGACAAUCUACCACCAGGGGCUAGUUGAAUGGAAACCGCCUGCGAUAUACAAGUCCUCCUGUGAAAUUGAUGUGGAAUAUUUUCCGUUCGACGAGCAAACGUGCGUUCUUAAGUUCGGUAGCUGGACGUACGACGGAUUCAAGGUGGACCUUCGACACAUGGAUGAGCAGGCCGGCAGCAACGUGGUGUCCGCGGGCGUGGACCUCUCGGAAUUCUACAUGUCUGUCGAGUGGGACAUCCUGGAGGUGCCGGCUGUUAGGAAUGAAAAGUUUUAUACAUGUUGCGACGAGCCGUACCUGGACAUCACAUUCAACAUCACGAUGAGGAGAAAAACAUUAUUUUAUACAGUGAACAUUAUAAUCCCUUGUAUGGGGAUUUCAUUUCUCACAGUUCUAACAUUUUAUUUGCCGUCAGACAGCGGAGAAAAGGUGACGUUAUCGAUAUCGAUAUUGAUUAGUCUCCACGUGUUCUUCCUGUUAGUAGUUGAAAUUAUCCCUCCAACCUCCCUGGUCGUGCCACUUCUGGGGAAGUACCUCAUUUUUGCAAUGAUACUCGUCUCUAUAAGUAUAUGUGUCACGGUAGUGGUUUUAAAUGUCCACUUCCGAUCGCCACAGACACAUCGGAUGGCGCCGUGGGUGAAGAGAGUUUUUAUACACAUUUUACCAAGAUUGCUAUUCAUGAAACGACCACAGUACAAGUUUGAUACAACGAGAUCACGCUACACAGCGUGCGGCGUUGUGGUCCGUUGCGGCGGAGCUGCGAGGCCCCUGUACCCGUACCGACUGGCGGCCGCAGAUGACGACUGCUGCGCGCCCGGGGCUUGGCCGCCGCCCGCCGCGCCGCCGCCGCGACCGCUCACACGCACUCCGAGCAAGGAGGACCUGACGCAUACCACCUACCUCAAUUCCGGUAUGGGUGACAGCAACCGCUUCGGUGGCAGCUGUGUCGUCCAUGGAUCUACGGAAGGUGGCCCCGGCGGUCUAGGUGGACUGCCAGGCCCGGCCAGCGAGGAAGAAACCUUGAGCCCCGUGCCGGACCCACCCCCUGGGUUCAGUCACUCCGCCUGCCCACCAGAAGUACACAAGACAUGUUUCUGCGUGAGGUUCAUAGCAGAGCAUACACGGAUGUUAGAAGAUUCCACUAAAGUAAAAGAAGAUUGGAAGUACGUGGCGAUGGUCCUAGACCGGCUGUUUCUCUGGAUCUUCACACUCGCCGUGCUGGUGGGGACUGCCGGCAUCAUCCUGCAGGCGCCGACGCUGUACGACGACAGAGUACCCAUCGACAACCACUUCAACCAGUAUGCAACGUCCUCCUUGGUACGGUGUCCGCCGCCCGUCUAAGAACACAACUGAGUUCUGACUACAGCUGGGAAUGACCUCGUGUGAACGUGUCAUUUAAAUCAUAAUAAAUAACGACCAUUUUUUUUCUUUUUUAGGUGGUCAAUACAAAAAGAAUGCUACAAAUCGUAGAGUAUCUUUAUUUUUGAAAUAUCUGACUAGAUUUCAAUCAAACCUAAUGGUCUGAUGGUACAUGAGCCUCACAGGGUUUAAGAUAUGAUCACACGACAAAUCUGUUAAAUAGUCACAACUUCAGAAAUUUACGAGAACACGUAGAUGUGACUGGUGAUGACUGAUGUGGUGUGAAUAACUGAAAUUAAAAACCUGUAGUAUUCCUGCCAUAUUAAUAAGUAGUAAAAAUAUAACUGCCCAAUAUGUAUAAAGAUCUGCUACUUUGGGGCCCAAUUCAACCUCAACCAACCACACCAAUAAGUAAAAUACAUUAUUUCAUAUUUUUUUUGUUUGCAUUUUCGUGCAUUCCUUACCGAUUUUAAAUCCUGAAUGGUUUUGCAUAGGAUCACCGUGGUUUAUUGCCGUCGUGAACAACAUACUCCGAUACAUACAAAUACUAUUAGCCGAAGUAUCGCCUUUCUGCCAUAAUAAUAAUUACGAUAAGUAGGUAUACGUCGCUGUGUGAGACUGCAGUUCAAACAAUACAUCUAAACUGCUACAGGUGGAGUUACUUACUACCAAACUAAUUUGUCAUUGAGUGUUUAAUCAACUGAUUCAGAGGCAAAAGGAUCUACAUCACAUCUACGUUUUCCGUAAUAUUGCGUUGUAUUAGUAUGUCAUAUAUGAUAUUACCAUUCAAUAAGUAUGAAAUUAGCUGUGGCAUAUGUUGUAGUUUAUUUCGUAAUAAUUUAUAUAUGUUCUUCUUGGCGUCAAAGAAAAAACAGGCAUUUAUUGAAACACUCGGUCCAUUUCGAAUUGUGAUUGAAGUACUUGGCAUAUAUGCCUACAUCUAUCUAGUUAUGCCCUAUUAAUAAGUAUUUUCAUAAAGCAAUUCAUUAUUGUUCCCUCGAGUCGCUAAUGGCUAAUUAUUCACUAAAUGCGCGUUACCCAAAAUUAAGUUAAAAAAAGUUUUAGUGUGUGUGGUUUUACCACAUUGAUUUCAAUACGAAGUAAAUUACAACAACUGCAGUGGAGGAAUACGAGACCCAACGCACACCCGUCCCGCCCGGCACGUGUUCUAUUCCACGACACGUACCUACCUACUAUUAUGAUAGUCAUGUAAGAUACUACUCUAUUUCUCAUCUUUUACACUUUAAAGUCACUAUUGUAAUCUAAGUCUUGAAACAUAAGUUCAUUAUUUCGAAUAUGUUCCUAUUUUAUCAUCUAUUGAUGACAAUAACACAUCGUAAUCGAUUUGUCAUUACAAUACAAUGAGUUUAAUGUGAUUAUUAGAGAUUUUGAUAUGGUUUUAUUUGUUAUAAAAUAUUCUUAAUGUCAUAAAAAUAUUUUAUUAAUAAAAGUUCCGUUUGUUGUCUUUUUUUCAAAAGGUUAAGUCAGUCACAUGUAACUUCUUUGAAAACUGACAGAAUCUUAGCAAUCGUUAAAAUAAGAAAACGAAUGAAACACCACCAAACUUAAAUUGUCUGUGUUCAAAAAAUGUAUAGCUAAUAACAGUAGGUCUAGUGGAAGUAGUGUCAUCGUUCAUGCUCCUAUCAUAUGUAGCUCAUAAUUCGCACCUCGCUUAUUCUUAUAAGAACUUUACCUACUUAUGUUUUCGUUCGUGUAAUAAAUGUUAGCGCUAAAGUAGAAAUCAAAAGUAAUGUAAAUUAGGCAUUUAAUAUACGGUUAGCUAAUUUCAGUCUCUUCUAAGCUAUGCUAUUAGAUAUUACUGUAAAUUGUCGUAGAAUAGAACAUGUACAUUAUAAAUAACGAUUUUAUUAUUUAUAAGGAAAAUAUAGAAGUCGAAACCAAUGAAAUUCCGCUGGGUAAAAUGAUCAUUUAUGCGAAAAUUAUUGGCUUCGAUAAAAUUAUGUUGAAGCGAAUUUUUAUAAAGACUACUAAAGGUUGACAUGCCCAAUAUAUGAAGAAUUAUCCUUAUGAUAAUAAGUACAACAUAACAUUUAAUUUAAGUAAUGAUUGCUCAAUUUUCGAAUGGGUAUCUAUUUUUCGCUACUCGAUUUUCCCAUUGAUAUAUAAUAAUAAAAACAAUUUAUACCUUGUUUAAUACUUACCUAUGUUUUAAGUACUAAUAAACAGAAUUCAUAAAUGGUUUUUCUACAUGUAAUAUGUACAAUAUGUAAAACAAAUUAUUUCAUUUGUAUGAUUGUUUUUGCAUUCAUUUUAUUAGGUACGUAUCUAUAUUUGUUGUUCAUGUAAAUAAUAAUUUAUUGUAAAGACAGUCUACUUAGUGGACUGAUCAUGUCGAAAAUUUGGACAGGAAUUGAAAAAAAUAUAUAAACUGUAAAAUUGUGAAAGUCGGUAAAAAGUAACAAUGUAUUUAAAUGUUUGUACAAAAAUAAAUAACGAAAUUUAACGGAAAACACAAUAAAAAUGUGUUUUUAAUUAUUAUGAUACGAUGAUUUUGGUAAAAUUUCACACGAAAUAAAUUUUAAGAUUCUUACAUGAUUGAAAUUGAUUGUCAGGUCGAGAGAUAGUUAGGAAACGUUUUGGUGCAUAGUUUAGUAGUAAUAUUAAAUAGAAAAUAAUAGUUAUGAAUAAAUUAUUAUUUAUAAUCUAAACAC